Molecule: messenger RNA, 6804 nt
Organism: Corythoichthys intestinalis (scribbled pipefish)
Lineage: Eukaryota; Metazoa; Chordata; Actinopteri; Syngnathiformes; Syngnathidae
Gene: als2b
Product: alsin Rho guanine nucleotide exchange factor ALS2 b
Exons: 34
Coding region: 497-5509 (1670 amino acids)
Biological process (GO): endosomal transport; regulation of GTPase activity
Cellular component (GO): cytoplasm; intracellular membrane-bounded organelle; centrosome
Molecular function (GO): guanyl-nucleotide exchange factor activity; small GTPase binding
Source: RefSeq, a predicted model, not a curated record
CUGUGUUAUGGUGAUGAGCGGUUUCACACAUCGUAAAUCUGUUAAAUUUCCAUCUUAAUCUCGUCCUCUCCCCAUUAUAAAAUAUUUGAUACUUUCCAUAACGACAUCAUGUCUGUUCUUUGUUAUUCUCACGGACGCAUCUUUUCUUCGACACGUUUGUGCCCAUAAAGCACCGUAAAAUACUGAGACGACAAAGGCACGAUGGAAUUAUAUUAAAUUUAGCGUUUUAGAAUUAAAUUAUUAACAUAUUCCCCUCAAGCACGAGUGUUAAAUAGACGAUCUUAGAAGAUCGCCUUGUCAACAGAUGAGGAGGCGCCUACUCUACUCUAUAGCCUAGCAUCCACGUUAGCAUCUGGCUGCCAUACAGACGUUUCGAUUGCUUGUCGACUCACCAAAAAUAUGAAGCAAAGAACGAGCUGACCAACAGCAUACUGGACAGGUUGAAGGGAAGCGGGGGAGUUUUAAUGACAUGUUCAUGGAGAAAUAAAGCCCACGGAUGGAAACCCAGAGGAAGGGCUCUGGAGAUGAUAAUGGAGGAGAGCGAGGCCUGUUCCAUACCUGGAAGGGCUACUCUUACAGUGUGGCCCCAGAGAAACUGCUCCUUCCUCACUCAGUUCUUCAGGUCGCUUUGGGCAGAAAUCAUGGGGUUCUGCUGGUGGAAGGAUGUCAGGUGUUCACUUUCGGGCACUUGCCAUGGAAGCAGAGUCAACUGGCAGAGCUCGCGACUCCCAUUUUGGAGAGUGCACUUAGUGGACAGCGAGUUGUUUCUGUGGCGGCUGGAAGCUUCCACAGUGGGGCGGUAACAGAGGAGGGCGGCGUCCACAUGUGGGGUGACAACAGUGCCGGACAAUGUGGUUUGUCAGGCCUCAGCUCUGUCCCCAACCCAACUCCAAUCCCUCUGGCAGACUCUGACUGUAGCUCCUUGCAGACUGUGCCUGUACUGGAGCUCGCCUGUGGGGAACAGCACACUUUGGCGCUCUCAGUCCAGCGCGAAGUUUGGGCUUGGGGAAGCGGUUCCCAGAUGGGCCUCAGCACCACUGUUUUUCCUGUCUGGAAACCGCAAAAGGUUGAGGUACUGGCAGGCAGGUUUGUACUUCAGGUGGCCUGCGGAGCUUCACACAGCCUGGCUCUGGUGCGCUGCCAGGGCCCCCAGGACAUCCAACGACCCCCUGCAGACAAAUGUGGAAAGUGUAAGCAGUUGCUGUACACCAUGACAGACAAAGAGGAUCAUGUCAUCAUCUCUGAUAGUCACUACUGCCAGCCUUGCUUAGCGCGGCCAAAGGACGGGGAGAGCCUUCAAGUGCCUUCAACUCCUGGGCUGAAGACUUCCCCAUCAGAGCCUGCUCUUUCUUCUAAAACCUAUGCCUCACCACCUCAAUUAGUGUCUCCAGAACCUGUAAAUAACAUUGACCCAUCCAAAUUACAGAAUUUGGAGAAUCAAGAGUCAUCUUUGACAAGGGAGAAAUUACCGUCAUCAGACUUUGAGCUCUCAGGGACAAAGACUAGCGAGGUCACGAGUUCCAAAUGUUCACCUUAUCCAGAUGAGCAGGCGGUCAAAGAGUACCUGAAGAAACUCUCCGAUAACACCCAGGCUGAAAAAACACCAAAGGCGACAAUGGGAGGACUGCACACACUACUGCCUUCAGCAGCCGGAAUUAUCAGCUCCUCCAGCAAUCCCCUGAACAGCCUAGUUGCCUCCUGCGCUUCUGCGGUUGGCGAAAGGGUUGCCUCCACUUAUGAGGCACUGUCGUUUAAAAAGAUGAUGAACCUCUAUCUUCCCACUGGAUCACUGAAGUCAGGCGGCCAAGACAGGCUGACAGCAACCAUUCUCGGAGCGGGUGAUAACAGCACCGAGUGUGUCGGUCAGGAAAACUCUGUUCAGGCGAAGAAGAGUUCCAGUACUGGGGAUAUCCAGGAAGAGGAGGCAGAACGCCUGCAGCGUCGACUCUCGCUCCCAGGACUCCUCUCACAUGUGUCCCCACGGUUGCUACGCAAGUUCAGCCGUUCUAAAAUGGGCACCGCAGCGCUGUCGUUAUCGGGAAUAGCCGCCCCCGCAGAUCAGGAGGUUCUUCCGUCCCUGCAAACGGAGGUGUGGAGCUGGGGUCAUGGUGAACAAGGUCAACUAGGUCAUGGGGACAACCUAGACAGAUUACAACCGCUCUGCAUCAAAAGUCUCAAUAGUAAAGAAGUUGUGCGAGUGGCGGCUGGUGCUCAUCAUUCUCUCGCUUUGACUGCCCAAUCACAGUUGUUCUCAUGGGGAAGCAAUAGCCAAGGCCAAUUGGGCCACAUGGUGUCCCCCAGCACAUUACCUCGGCUCGCUAAGCUGUCAGAGGGUAUUCGGGUCUGGGACGCAAGUGCUGGAGAGCGUCACUCUCUAUUACUUGCUGACGGAGACUGUAUCCAGCCCAUUAUUUAUUACAGUGGAGAGCAAGUCGAGGCUACCAAGGAGAGUAGCAAACAGGAAAAAGAGGAAGAGACAUCUGAUGGCUACACCCAACAGCCGGUGCUGUUGCCCUUCUGCAUGAAUUUGGGAUUCGUGAGUAGCGUGUUUGCUGGUGGCCGGCAGUGUGUAGCACUCUCAGACAAGAAUGUGAUGGGCUUUAUUGCUAGCCUCCAUGAGCUGGCGUCAGCUGAGAGAAAGUUCUACUGCAAACUAUGUAACAUCAAGACUCAGGUCUUAAGCCCUUUGUUGGAUCUUGAAUCUCUAUGUGCCAGCCUUGGCCCAGUGAUCUUCAAGCUCAUGCAGACGCUUGCCACUCAAUUUAGGCAGUUAUGUCACCUGACUGGACAACAUGCAGUCAGUCUCACAGCAAACCUACGACAGAGUCGAAGUAUUAAAAGUCUGUUCAUCCUUGAACACACUAAAAUCUUCCAGGACUCCUAUAAUGAAUACUGCAACACUUUGGAUGACUUCCAAGUGAUGGGAGGCUUCCUGACUCUAACUAAACCAUCGUUAGAUUUGUUUGGAAAGAGUCCUGAGCUGCUACAGAGGUUGGCGGAGUGCAACGAGGGGAACCUCACUGUGGUGGAACUACUGGUGGCGCUUUUCUGCCUCCCUACAUUUCAUCCGCAGGAAUAUGGACGACUGCUGCUCAAACUUGCCACAUGUUUUGAAGUGAGCUCCACUGAGUACCAGCGACUGCAAGAGAGCUGCUCCAAGUUUGAAGCUUUGGAUCUUUUUCUAAAGAGGAGAAGGAAGGAAGCUGAGUACACCUUUCUCUUCUGGAAAGGCUUCCCUGGCAAAAUGACGGAUUCUCUACGAAAGCCUCACCGUCGCCUUAUCUGUGAGAGUAGCAACAAAGCUCUGACGCUACAGAAUUCUGGAAGGUUCUCGGUCAACUGGUUCAUCCUUUUUAACGACGCUCUUGUUCAUGCACAGGGCAUGGCGCCUUACAAAAACCUUUUCUCCACCCAUCACAUCUUCCCCUUGGCCACACUGUGGGUGGAGUCUAUUCCAGAGGACAACACUGGUCUACACGGGCUGAAACUGAUCACACCAGAAGAGAUGUUCACUCUUGUAGCCAGCUCCGCCACGGAGAAGGCUAAGUGGAUCCGUUAUAUUAACCAAACAGUGGCUCAGGCCCUGGGCUUAGGUGAGGGACAACAGUUUGAGCCUCCCAUUUGUAGAAGCGCCACAUACACGUUUUACAAAGACGGACGGCUAAAAGAUGCGACGUAUGAGGGACGGUGGCAGGCUGGAAAGCCUCACGGCAGUGGUGUGAUCACUUGGCCUGAUGGGAGGAUUUACACAGGCUCAUUCAAGAAUGGACUGGAGGAUGGAUUUGGUGAAUUUGUGGCUCCAAAUAAGUCCCUGAACAAAAGUGAUCACUAUGAAGGUUACUGGAGGGAUGGCAAAAUGCAUGGUUUGGGAACGUACAGAUAUGCCAACACCGAGGUCUAUAAUGGGUCCUACCAGGAAGGCCUGCGGCACGGCCACGGAAUGCUACGCACUGGCAAGCUCAACACCUCCUCGCCCAGCGUCUUCAUCGGCCAAUGGGUACACGACAAAAAGACUGGCUAUGGCGUCUUUGAUGACAUCACCAAAGGCGAGAAGUACAUUGGCAUGUGGCAUGACAACAUGCGACACGGCACCGGGGUUGUGGUGACUCAGUUCGGCCUUUACUAUGAAGGAUCCUUCAAAGACAACAAGAUGAUGGGCACUGGAAUCCUUUUGUCAGAGGAUGAUACUUCAUAUGAGGGGGAGUUUUCUGAUGACUGGACCCUUAACGGCAAGGGAAUACUGACAAUUGCCAAUGGUGACUACCUAGAGGGCUCCUUCAAUGGAGAAUGGGGUGCUGGUCCCAAAGUUACUGGCUCCUAUUUCAAGCCGCAACUUUUUGAAACUGACAAAGAGAAGACUCGUCCUGUGAAGCUGGGCCGUCUAUGCGUGAGCGCUGAAGAGAAGUGGCAGGCGGUGUUUGACGAGUGUUGGAGCCAAUUAGGCUGCGAGGCUCCCGGCCAGGGAGACAAUUGCAAAGCAUGGGACAACAUUGCUGUGGCCCUCACGACCAACCGGCGACAAAUUCAGGACAGUCCAGAAAUGCUGUCUCGAAGUCACAGCAGAACUCUAGAGAGUUUAGAGGUGAUCCCCCAGCAUGUAGGCCCCAUUACUAUGGAACGAUAUCACGCUAUUCGUCUCUACCUCAUUAAGGCAUGUGAUACCCCGCUGCACCCACUUGGCCGGCUUGUGGAAGCCUUGGUAGGGGUCUACAGGAUGACGUAUGUUGGUGUCGGAGCCAACCGCCGACUCCUGCCACAGGCCGUCAGCGAGUUAAAAUCAUACCUUUACCGCAUUUUCCAGAUCGUAAGGUUUCUGUUCCCAGACUUGCCAGAAGAUGGCGGCAUAAUUCGAGAGCCGACCAGCCUUCAAGAGAAAGAGAAUGAAGUGUCCAAGACGAACAUAAACCAAAACACGGAGCAGUCCCUCCUCAGUCAAGUGGUGAGCAGCUUGGCUCUGCUACUUCCUGUCCUGUUGCCUCGCCUCUACCCACCGCUCUUCACCCUCUACGCUCUGGAUAAAGAGCGCGAAGACGAUGUCUACUGGGAGUGUGUCCUCCGCCUCAACAAGCAGCCCGACCUGGCUCUGCUCGCCUUUCUGGGUGUCCAGCAGAAGUUCUGGCCUGUUUCAGUCUCCAUACCAGCACAUACAGAAAACCUACAGGUCCUGUCCAGCACCAAGGAUACUUGCUUUGCAAGUGCAGUCGAAACUCUGCAGCAAAUCAGCACAACUUUCACCCCAUCAGACAAACUGCACGUUAUCCAGCUGACCUUUGAGGAGAUCACAAAGGAAGUGCAGUCCCUGCUACGGCAGGAUUUCCUUUGGUCCAUGGAUGACCUAUUUCCUGUGUUCCUCUAUGUGGUGCUGCGAGCUCGCAUCAGGAACCUUGGGUCGGAAGUCAACCUCAUCGAAGAUCUGAUGGACCCUUGCAUACAGCAUGGAGAGCACGGAAUCAUGUUCACCACUUUGAAGGCCUGUUACUACCAGAUCCAACAUGAAAGGAUAACUUAAUAAGUCUGCUUCUUCAUUCUCUGGCGCGUUUGCCUUGGCUCCUCCUGCGCCGUCAGCCUAUCACGGAGGCACAGCUGAGUUCGUUAUGCUUAGCGACCAUCUGCCGCUAUCAUCAGUUGGAGACCACUGUCCCCCGUCUUUGUUACCGUGAGCAGCUGCGUGAGUGCUGUUACAGGCCACGUGCAGCACCACUUCAAACCGUCCAUAUGUGAAUCUGACGUGCCCUGAAAGUUUCCUGCGUGUUGUUGGGAGGCACUAAUGAUUCCACUUUUCUUCGUGUGAAAAGAUUAGUUUUUUAUUUCUAGAGGCUCCGUGUGGGACAUUUUGCAGCCUGUUAAACAAUUUAGGAUAUAUUCCUACCAAGCAGUAAACAUUGGGACACUAUAUCCGCCACCACUGAAUUCAAUAUGAGAUUCAGAAUUGGAAAAAAAAUGAACUGAUUUAGUUUUUUUUCCUUGGCAUUUGGCUCUCGUUCACAUGACAAACUUUAUGUGGCUCUCGUUUACAUGACAAACUUUGAGAAUAGAUGUUUUUUUUUCUCCACAUUUGUUUCCAGGUGCACACCAUACCAAAAUUACUCAUCUUUAUCAAACCCGAUGCAUGCAAAUGAUAAGGGCACACUGACUGCUCGCACAAAUGUUCUGUCAUUUUGUAAGCCCUCACUAUACAGAUUGGUUUGUCAUUUUGUCUCCAUCUCGGCUUUGUCCUAAAAGGGCUUGAGCGGGAUUAUUUUGAGUUCUCUGAUGAUUUAACAGUGGAAGUGAUUUCAGCCACUACUGAAACCUUCCUGUGGAAGACACUAAAACCAACGCAGAUUUUACCAUUCACUUCUUGAUUUGACGUAACUUGCCUCAUAAAAGCUCUACAAACAACUGCUCACAUGUCCAAUUUGUGUGAAACAAACAAAUGAGAUGGGCGUACAUCAAAUGCAGUCAUAGUAUACUAGUAACUUGGGUAGGCUUGACCAUAGAAGAUUUUCACCUGUUUUGGAAUAUUUGGUGUCAUCCGAUGCAAUUCAAUUGAGUUUUUACUUGUUAUUUAUAACUUGCAGAAAAAGUAUAAAAAUGGUUUAUUUAAGUCCAUUUUUUAAACAGUUUUGAACAAGUACUUUUUAUUUCCACAGCAUGUGAUGUAACACUGACAUGAAGGUGCAGUUUUGCCACCGUUCAUUGGAAUACAUUUUAAGGUCUAUUUGUCAUUGCUAAACGGUGGAUUCAAAACUACACAAAUGCUUGCAAAGAACUUUUUAAUUUCUCAUAAAAGCCAAUCGUGUGACAAUUAAAAGUGGGUUCAAA